UCAUAAACUCCGUGUUGUAGUAGCAUCGAUAUAGAGCGAGAAAGAGAGAACAAAAACCAAACAAUAUAGAGAGCGGAAGUGUAGAGAAGUAGAAGAAGAACAAGCUCAGGGAGAGAAGAGAGUAGAGAGAGAGAGGAGAGAGGCUUCGCCUGCAGCUUUGUUGUUUCCGACAUUUUCGAAAACAUUGUUUUGAACACUUUCUCACUCUGCUAACUUGCGCCCAAGCUCUGUGAUUCAGGUGGGGAUGAACUGGUUGUUUAGGGGUUUUUGAAAGGACAUUAGAAUCUAUAAAUAUUGGUUGGAAACAAAAUGGGUGAUACUGAAGAUGGAAAUGUUGAUAUGAUGCAAAGGCUACAAUCUUCUUUUGGUACUUCAUCUUCUUCACUUAGAAAACAACCCAUAAAUCAACUGGACAUACCUCAGUUCAAUACUUCACAAAUUCGUGCUCCGAUGAGACAAUUUUCACCCAAUUUCAAUGUUGAAAGUAGUAAAAGAGUCGGUAUACCGCCGUCCCAUCCCCAAAUCCCUCCUAUUUCACCUUACUCCCAGAUCCCGGUCACCCGGCCGACAAAUCAGCAAGUGGGUUCUCAGAAUUUCAGCCCCGGACCAACCCACUCGCGAUCUUUGUCGCAACCCACAUUUUUCUCAUUUGAUUCCCUGCCCCCAAUGUGCCCAUCACCCUAUCGGGACUCACCAUCGAGUUCUAAUUCGGGACCGGUAUCAACUGAUGUAUCAAUGGAGGAUAGAGAUGCAAACUCGCAUUCUCUAUUGCCUCCCUCGCCUUUUACGAGGGGUAAUUCUUUGAGGGUAGGGGAGAGUCUUCCUCCUCGCAAAGCUCACCGGCGAUCCAAUAGCGAUAUUCCAUUUGGGUUUUCGACUAUGAUGCAGUCUUCGCCGCCCCUCAUCCCGGUAAGGGGUGGCUCUGGUGGUGUAGAUAAUAUGUCUUUGUCUGGUAGAGACAAUUCGGGUGCUAAGCCAAUUCAGUUGGUUAAAAAAGAGACAAGUUGGGAGAAAGGCAGUGAGGGCAACGGAGAAGGAAUGGGUGAGAGGAAAUCAGAAGGAGAAGUCGUGGAUGACCUAUUUUCAGCUUAUAUGAAUUUGGAAAACAUUGAUACAUUGAACUCAUCCGGUACAGAUGACAAGCUGUCUAAUGAGAAUCGUGAGGAUUUAGAUAGUAGAGCCAGUGGAACAAAGACAAAUGGAGGCGAUAGCAGUGAUAAUGAAGCAACAAGCAAUGUAAAUAAAAGUGGCCGUGGCUUGCAGAGGCCAGGUAUGGGUUCUUCGACUGAGAACAGGGAAGGGAUCAAAAGGAAUGCAGGGGGAGAUAUUGUUCCAACCUCCAGACACUAUAGAAGUGUUUCCAUGGAUAGUUUUAUGGGGAAUAUGAACUUUAAUGAUGAGUCCCUGAAAAUGCCACCUUCCCCUGGGAUACACCCUGGACAAAUGUCUCCCAGUGAUUCAAUGGAUGGAAAUUCAAAUACCUUUAGCUUGGAAUUUGGAAAUGGCGAGUUUAGUGGGGCUGAACUCAAGAAAAUUAUGGCAAAUGAGAAACUUUCUGAGAUUGCAUUAACCGACCCUAAGCGGGCAAAAAGGAUUUUGGCGAAUCGUCAAUCGGCUGCUCGUUCCAAAGAACGGAAGAUGCGGUAUAUUUCAGAGCUGGAGCACAAGGUUCAGACAUUACAGACAGAAGCAACCACAUUGUCUGCCCAACUUACCCUGUUACAGAGAGAUUCAGCUGGACUUACAAACCAAAAUAAUGAGUUGAAGUUUCGCCUACAAGCCAUGGAACAGCAGGCACAACUCCGAGAUGCUCUUAAUGAAGCUUUAACCACGGAGGUUCAAAGGUUGAAGCUUGCAACUGCAGAGGUGAGUGGUGACCCCUCCAAGUUUCAGCAGCUUUCCAUUAACCCCCAGAUGUUCCAGCGGCACCACCAGCAGCAACAGCAACAGCAGCAGCAGCAGAAUGGCGGCACAACCACAAAGCAAGACUCGAACCAGUAAGGCUGUAAAGGACAAAGAUGGUGUUGUAGAAGACUUGGAUGCCUCUUUAAUUUUUAUUUAAUAGUAUAUGGUUCUUGUUAUUUUGUUGUAAUUGAAUCCAAUGCAUUCAUUCAUUAGUUUUUGCAUCUUUGACAACGAAGCACAGUAAGGGCGUGGUAAAUUACAGAUUCAACUGUUUAAUUAGGUCAUAGACAAAGCCUUAAUAUUUGUAGCCUUAUAUAUGUUUGGAUUAAGUUCAUUUUGACAUAUUUUGUUGCAAUAGUUGGAGAGUUAAAAAAAACUCUUUUUCAGCUUCACUUGUUCCUUCAAGUAAAGGUUACGUUUUGCUCAGUUUUUCAUUA
Camellia sinensis is the source of this 2342-nucleotide messenger RNA. Its product is annotated as bZIP transcription factor 29. Gene Ontology annotation, molecular function: DNA-binding transcription factor activity. Gene Ontology annotation, biological process: regulation of DNA-templated transcription. NCBI's taxonomy places the organism in Eukaryota, Viridiplantae, Streptophyta, Magnoliopsida, Ericales, Theaceae. Gene Ontology annotation, cellular component: nucleus. The record is from RefSeq and is a predicted model, not a curated record.